GUUCACCUCAGGAGAGUCCCCGUUUUCUCGGUAACGGUUGCCGGGCAACGGGGUCCUUGCGGUGGCGGGACCGACGGACUAGAGGCCGCCUGAGGUGAGGUAAAACGAGCCAUUAGCUGGGCUCUGAUUCCCUCUCGCCCGCACCGUUUUCGGAAGGUUCUGCGUUUCGGGCCAAGUCCGGUGGCAUCGAGGAAGGCAAGGAGGGAGCGAGGCACCCCUCAGACCCGACACCAGAUUGUGAAAAUGGCGAAGUCUGCAAGUCGAGUAUCUUUCCUUGUGAAAUUCAUAAAAACAAAGGGGAAAGGUUCUGAGUAUUUCACAAAAGCUUUUCAGGCAAUUAAAGAAUUUAAAUCAGAAGAAUUUCUACAAACUAUCGAUGAAGAUGAAACAUUUAGCUUAAAAGUAAAGGACAACUCACUUUAUGUAUGUGACCCAUUUGAGGGACCUGCUUAUGAUCAUCUACAAAAGCUUGGAUGUAGGAUCGUUGGUCCACAAGUAGUUAUAUUUUGUCUUCAGCAACAACGGAAUGUACCUGAAGCUAUUCAUCCUGUCUACAGCAUGGUCAUGGCUGAUGUGGUGGUUUCCUGCACCAGCUUGGAGAAGAAAACCAGAGAAGAAGUGCAUCAACAAGUCCAGUUGAUGGGUGGUAGGAUUCUUCGUGACUUCAACAUUUCAGUGACUCAUCUGAUAGCUGGAGAGGUUGGAAGCAAGAAGUACCUGGUGGCUGCCAAUCUUAAAAAACCCAUUUUGCGUCCAUCCUGGGUCAAAGCAUGCUGGGAGAAAGCACAAGAGAAAAUGAUUAACCUUGCAGAUGUGAAUAUGGAGGAGCAUCUCUGUCCUCCAUUCCUUGGCUGCACCAUCUGUGUGACGGGACUCAGCAGCUUGGACCGACAGGAAGUGCAGCGACUUACCCUGGAUAAUGGGGGUCGGUACACUGGACAGCUGAAGAUGAAUGAAUGCACACAUCUCAUUGUACAAGAAGCUAAAGGUCAGAAGUAUGAAUGUGCACAAAAGUGGAAUGUAUAUUGCGUGUCUAUCCAGUGGUUUUUUGAUUCUAUUAAACUGGGUGCUUGCCAAGAUGAAAGUAAUUAUAAAGUAGAACCAGAAAGAAAAUCUAAAGAUUUGGCUCCAAGCACUUCAACUCCUACAAAUAUUGAAGAUGCACUGAACCCUCGUCCUCUGUCAGAUGUGAGCCAUAUUUCCAAUAUUAGUAUGAGCUGCAUCAAUGAGUCUGCAUUCUCCUCUGCCAUGACUGCUAGGCUGGAAAUGCCUAAUGACUAUCUUGAAGCAGUGGAUCUUAAUCUUUCUGAAGUUCCUGAGGAUUUGUUGGAUGGAUGUAAAAUAUAUUUAUCUGGAUUUGGUGGUAAGAAGUUGGAUAAAUUAAGACGGAUGAUUAACUUCGGAGGAGGUGUUCGAUUUAAUCAAAUCUCUGAAGAUGUUUCUCAUAUAAUUGUGGGAGAAGAAGAUAAGGAGCUGAAACAAUGUUUAAAUAAAAUGUCACACAGGCCACAUGUGGUUACAGCAAAAUGGUUAGUGGAUUGCUUUUCCAAGAAAAACCUACUGCCUGUUGGGCAGUAUUUCCAUCCAAAUUACCAGCCUGCUGAUCCAAUACCAGAUCGUCUCAGCAGUAACCAAACUCAUUUGACUCUGAAUGGCAGUAAUACGCUGAAAACAGCCACAGUCAAUGCCAACAGACAGCCAGAAGCAGAUGAUGAACUCCUAUUACAGUACCUUGAGAAUAACAAAAUUGUAGAUGGUCCUGAAAAUGAAGAAAAGGCAAAUUGUAACUUAACUGGCAAUCUGUGCACUGCACUAAAUAAUGAGUCAGCAAACACUUCUGCAAACCAGGCAAAAUGUGCAGAGGAAGGACUAUUUCAGAAAAAGCGAUUUCUAAUAUUUGGCUUUACUAAAGAAGAUGAAACGUAUAUGUCUGAAGUCAUUGAGAAAAGUGGCGGGAAGGUUCUACAACCCCACAGCCGAGCUGUUGCAGACUAUGCACUUGUACCUUUAUUGGGAACAUGCAUGGAUGCAACUGUGGCUGAAGUAGUUACAAAUACCUGGCUGGCAAUGUGUAUGGAUCAGCAGUAUAUUCUUCCUUCACAGUCCAAUCCCUUAUUUACUCCUAUAUCUUACAUAGAAGGAAGCAAUCCUCUGAAUAACUGUGUGCUAUCUAUUAGCCAAUUUACUGGUGUAGAACGCGAUGCACUAUUUAACAUUGCAGAAUUACUUGGAGCAAGAGUGCAGGAAUUUUUUGUUCGAAAAGCUAAUGUGAAGAAAGACAUGCUUGCCAGCACCCACUUAAUCCUGCAAGAACCACAGGGAUUCAAGUAUGAAGCUGCAAAAAAGUGGAGUUUACCAGCUGUAUCUUCUGCUUGGUUAUUUGAAUCAGCUCGAUCAGGAAAGAAGGCUGAUGAAAGCAAAUUCUUGGUAGAAAAUUUUAAUAAGCCUGUUGAAGAAGUCCAUCAGCCUGCCACAGAUUUGUGCAAAUUACCAGAACGUUCACGUGAGCUUUCCUCACCCAAGCUGAGCAGUGCUGUGACUCCACUGGAUAUUAACAGGUUCCAGAGUAAAGCCUUCCAGAUGGUUGUAUCUCAACAAAAUAAAACAGACAAAACAGAAGAAGUUGAACAACCCAUUCAGCAGAAAGAAGCUAAUUUGAGACUUGAUACACCUUCAAAAUUCCUGUGUAAGGACAAGCUCUUCAAGCCAUCCUUUGAUGUUAAGGAAGCAUUGGCAAUUCUGGAAACCCCAAAGGAUCCAAAUCAACGGAACAGAAAGAUGAGUACUCCGCUUUCUGAAAUAAUUGGUAGGAAUUUGAAGGUGGCUUUAGCUAACAGUAGACGGAAUGCUAUAGGAUCAUCUGCCACUAGCCCUCAACUUCAUGUAGUUGAGCCAGCUAAGGAAGAGCCUAACAUUUUAGCGGAUGUUGUGAUUUGUGUCAGUAAGAAGCUUGGUAAGCGACAGGGUGAUCUGAAUGCAAUCGCAGCCUCUCUGGGAGCAGAUUACAGGUGGAGUUAUGAUGAAACGGUAACACAUUUCAUUUACCAGGGCAGGCAAAAUGACACCAGUCGGGAAUACAAGUCUGUCAAAGAAAAGGGCAUUCACAUCGUCUCAGAAUACUGGCUAUUUGCAUGUGCUGAUGAACAGAAGAAAGUGCCUGAGUCUCUUUAUCCUCACACAUACAAUCCCAAUAUGAGUCUGGAUAUGAAUGCAGUUCAAGAAAUUAAAGUCUGUGCUCACCACUGCCCAUCUGAAGCAAGAUCCGAGAAUGAACAGACAACUGCCCCAGUGGAUGAGCAAGUUGAGUGUGAAAGUGAGGAAAAGUCAAGUAAUGAACAAACUCUCCAGGAGGGAAAAAAUCCUCAAAAUGAAGGUUUUGGAGAUUUAACAGAAACCUCUGAAAUGAGAGAGAAUUUUCAGCGCCAGUUACAGGAAAUAAUGUCUGCUACAAGAGUGGAGAAAUCGGUGGGACACCGUGCAGCUGCAUCAAGGGGAAUUCUGGAAUACUCCCCUUCAGCUGAUGGUGCUCUUCGUGCAGGGCGUAGCAGAGCACUGGAAUCCCUCAGGUGCUCACAUCCAGCUGUAAUGGACAUCAAUACAGAACCAUCACAAAAUGAGCAGAUCAUUUGGGAUGAUCCUACAGCUAGGGAAGAGAGAGCCAAGCUGGCCAACAAUAUGCAGUGGCCUAGCAGCCCCUCUCAGUACUCCGAGCAGUUCCAGAAGAACACAGAGCAGAUGGUGGAGCGAAAUACAGAACACAGAGAAUCUUUAACUGAUUCAGAAAUGGCUGCAAUUGAAAUUCCACAUGAAGUUGUAGCAGCAAAAUGUGACACUUCAAUGAAAGAUGAUCACCUCACCCCUACACCUCAAGCACCCAGUAUUGCUUUUCCGCUAGCAAAACCUCCAGUGGCACCACAGCCUAAAGAACAGGUUGCUAUUGGUGAGAAUAAUGAGCCUUCUGUUCAGCGGAGAUUCCAGUUAUCAUCACUGAAUCCUCAGGAACGGAUUGACUACUGCCAUCUGAUCGAACAGCUAGGUGCAGUGGUACUUGACAGACAGUGUUUUGAUCCAUCCUGUACACACAUCAUUGUUGGACAACCGUUGCGCAAUGAAAAAUAUUUGGCUUCUAUGGCAGCUGGGAAAUGGGUUCUUCAUCGAUCCUACUUAGAAGCAUGCAGAGCUGCUGCCAGAUUUAUCCAGGAGGAAAACUAUGAAUGGGGCAGUAGUUUCAUCCUUGAUGUGCUUCCUGGAAUUAGUCUACAACAGAAAAAACUUGCAGUAGCUGCUAUGCGAUGGAGAAAGAAACUGGAAGUGCUAAGACAAAAGAGUGAUAGUGCUGAGAUUGGUGCAUUCAGUGGCUGGACAGUUAUUUUAAAUUUUGAUCACACCAAGGAGGCAGGUUUCAGGAGGCUUUUGCUUUCUGGUGGAGCCAAGGUCCUUCCGAGUCAUUUGGUUCCUGAAUACAAAGAAGCCACUCAUCUCUUUGCUGACUUCAGCAAACUUAAAGCAGAAGACCUGAGAGUGAACUUGGCUGAGGCCAUGGAACAUAAUGUAUUGUGUCUCAAACCAGAAUACAUUGCAGACUAUCUCAUACAGGAGCGCCCCCCUCUAAUCGAGAAUUACUACCUUACUGAUGGAACAGGCAGUGGAGCUCGGAAACGGAAGUUGUCUGACGACCACAUUGAUCCAAAAAGGAGUAGAAAAACGUGAAGGACUAUUCCCCUUUAUUGAUAAACUUUACAGAUAUUGCACAGCCGAGCCACAAUUGCAUCUGAGAUCAGGUGAAUGUUCCUGACGGUGGCUAAAUGGCAUGGAAUGGAUUUCCACCAUCGGGCACCUUAAUUCCAGCUGCUAAUGGGGUAAAUGUUGGAAAACUAAAAACAAAUAUUCUUCCUAAAAUUUACUGCCAAGGCCAUUUGAUAUUUACUGCACAAGUAGUUAUUCAUUUACAUUUUUGUUUGUAUUUUAAAUAUAUUUGCCUAGAAAACUUUG
Hypanus sabinus (Atlantic stingray) is the source of this 4992-nucleotide messenger RNA. RefSeq names its product DNA topoisomerase II binding protein 1 (gene topbp1). The transcript has 28 exons. Gene Ontology annotation, biological process: DNA replication initiation; mitotic DNA replication checkpoint signaling; mitotic G2 DNA damage checkpoint signaling. The coding region runs from base 244 to 4710 and encodes 1488 amino acids. Lineage: Eukaryota; Metazoa; Chordata; Chondrichthyes; Myliobatiformes; Dasyatidae. The record is from RefSeq and is a predicted model, not a curated record.